Molecule: messenger RNA, 1684 nt
Organism: Acanthoscelides obtectus
Lineage: Eukaryota; Metazoa; Arthropoda; Insecta; Coleoptera; Chrysomelidae
Source: the annotation of a GenBank genome assembly
CCGAUAUAUAGCCUCCAUGAGUCCUGCCAUUUGAGAUUUGACAGAUAGUGACAGUUCUCAUGUCAGUUGUCAGUCGGUUUGCAAAUUUGUGGUUAAUUUUUUUUGGCGGACUUACCUCAACAGAAAAUUAUAAUUAAUAGGAAUAUAAAACGCAACCGAAGCCAUAAACAAAAUCCUGAACGCGAUUGUCUCGCGCAAGAGUUCUCCUUUCAAUUGACUGCCUGCAGCGAUACAUGGCUGCAAAACGAACAGCGACGACAGACCUGAAUCACGAGAAUUGGAACCGAGAGGAUGAACCUGAGGAACAGGGGAGCUUCCAACAGGCUUCUGAAGAACAACUCAAGAACAGAAUCAUCAAAACUGCGAGAAGGAGGAAUCCUAUAUCUUCGGUUAGGAACUCGGAAGAUGCUGAUGGGAAACAGAAAAAUAUCUUUACCGGCUUCACAGCCUUCGCGAAAGCUCCAGCUGCAGCACCAACAGGCCAGUUUUCAUUCCUUUCAAAUCUAAAUCCUCAAAAAGAUCAACCUAAGACAAAUGGUAUUCAAGACUCCAGCAAAAACAAAAAUGACAGUGUUGGAUUGUCUGUUUCCAGCACUAUUUCCAUAUUUGGUAGCAAUUCAACAGCUGCGAAUAGACCAGAAGGAAAAUCUGAAGCAUAUUUAUCAAAAUUGAAGGGAUUAAAUGAGAGUGUGUCAAAGUGGAUUAAACAACAUGUGGAUGCAAAUCCCCUGAUCAACUUGAAACCUGUCUUUGAGGAUUAUGAAAAAUAUUUUAAGGAUCUGGAGCUGGAAGAAGUAAAAGCAACAGCGUCAGAAAAUAAAUCAGAGGCCAGUAACAAAAAGGAGGAGACAGCAUCUUCAAUGAGUACUUUUAAGUUUAAAUCCAUGCAAAAUGUUCCAGAUAGUACUACAGGCAAGGCACAGACAGACACAAAAGUAGAACAGGGGAAAAAUGAAAAGAGUAGUACAUCUAUACCAAAAUUUUCUUUCGGGACUAUGCCAGUAAACACAACAGCUUCUGCUGUUCAACCACCAUUUUUCAGUAGUACGGCCACUUCAAAUACAUUUUCUUUUUCCAGUUCAAAUGCUUCUUCUACUUCAACAUCUCCAUCCAUGUCAUUUGGAAAAUCAACCUCUUCCGCUGUUACAUUCACCCCAGCUAUGGCUCCCUUUAGUUUUGGUGCACCCCUCAAACCCACAGAGCAAGUGAAGAAACCAGAAGAAAAUAAGGAUGCUAAUGAUGAUGAAGACGAACCACCGAAGGUGGAAUUCACUCCAGUUGAAGAGAAAGGACACAUAUACACAACAAGGUGUAAAGUAUUUGUGAAAAAAGAAGAAAGUGGCUUUGCAGACCGAGGAGUAGGAAACCUCUAUUUGAAACCAAUUGAAGGAAGUGAGAAAAUACAACUGAUUGUUAGGGCAGACACAAAUUUAGGAAACUUGCUGUGCAACUUCAUUCUGUCAAAGAACAUACCCACAGAACGUAAGGGUAAGAAGGAUGUCAUGUUGGUAUGUCUACCAAUGCCUGACUUCAAGCCUCCACCUGUUCCUAUGUUACUUAGAGCCACAUCCACAGAAGAAGCAGAUAAGCUCCUUGAAACGCUUGAGAAGCACAAGAAAUGAAUACUUUUAUUGUUAAAUUAGGUGUCAUUUUUAAUAAGCUCAAUAGAAUAUUGUUUUUUAUA